CUGGCCACGUCAGACUCCUCUCUUGCUCUCUUUGUCCUCCUUUUAUUCCAACUCUCAUUGCCUCCAUGCUUGCAAAGUUCUCAAAAUGGCUUACCUGCGGCCUAUUUGUAGUGCUAAAGGUCAGACCGAUAGGUGUUCCGUUUUCUGUGAAAGUGUUUUCAGGUCUGUAUGUAAGUGCCUACAAUUGUGUGAGUGUUUUCCCAAUGACAACAGGAGAUUUCGUUUUUGAACAAAGUGUCUAAUGUAAGAAAACAUGUGUAGUGUUUCGCAAUAAGUGUGUUAAAGAAUUGCAAACAAAGUGCAAAUUUGAUAAUGUGUCAAAGCUAUGGUUACACUGUCUUUAAGGAAUACUACAAGAAGUUUAGGUAUUGAGGCUUUGGUCUAAGCAUUCGUUUUUAGUGUGUAAGCAAUGGGCAAAAACUGUAAACAGCCACAGUAAAGCAUCCUAACCUAUGCAGACACAUUCUCCCAUCACAAUGUAUCACUGACUGUACAGGACAGAGUACAAACAGUAAUAAACAGGAUUGUGCUCAUUUCUAUUCAAUACCCUUUUUACACUUUUCCCAUAGGUGCAUGAAGUAGAAUAAAAAAAUAUAUAGUAUAUAUAUAGUAUGUAGGUUAACGGGAGAUGAAGUAAUGGCAUGAUUUAGAGAUUAUUGUUUUCCAAAAACAGAUUUCAGCGUGAGUAAACUAGUUUCUUCCUCUAUCCGACCUCCUACUUAAUCUGUCAACUGCGUAGUAAUGUUUUUUUUUAGCUCACCCUCGACGGAGACAGGGACCAAAGAGGAAACACAGUUAACUGCUCAGACCACGCUGAACCUGACUUCUCACCAAAUAUCAAGCAGACGCAGAGGAUGCAGCAAACAGAGGUAUCUGAUUAUGUUAAUGAUUCACCGAGACCAAAGCAGAAAGGCAGUGGGGAUGCUAAUCAAACAGAGAGAAGACUCUGCCAGGUGCUUCUCCUCAGCUUUGGGCUGCUGUGCGUCAUACAAGCCAUUCUCAAUGUUUCUCUACGCCUGACAUUAUACUCUACCCACUCGGACUGCAACGCAACUAAUUUUAGUUACCAAGACCAGGUGAAGAAAGUGCAGAAGGAUUGUGAAGGAGAGCUGCCUGGUCAGUGCAACAGAUUACAAGAACGAUUCAACGCUUUGACACUAGACAAAUACCAGCUGGCAAACAGAAACACUGAGCUCAACAACAUGAUCAAGGACCUGCAGAGGGAGAGGGACAGGCUGAGGACUAGUCUGGAGACCGCUCAAGGAGGAUGGGAGUAUUUCAGCGGUAGUUUCUACUACAUUUCUUCUAUCGACAAAACUUGGCAAGAGAGUAGAGAUGACUGUCUUCAAAAGGGUGCAGACCUGGUGAUUAUCAACAGCAAAGAAGAACAGGAUUUCACGACAAAAUUGAAGAAGAGACUGUGGAUUGGCCUGACUGACUCAGAGACAGAGGGGACGUGGAAAUGGGUGGAUGGGACUCCACUGACCAAAAGUUACUGGAAUUCCGGGGAGCCUAACGGUGGCAAACGUGAAGACUGUGGGGAAAUAAAGAAUUUUGCUUCAGAAAACAGUUGGAAUGAUGGCAGCUGUUCCAUUCAACUCAACUGGAUCUGUGAAAUGAAAGUCCGUCCAUAACUCUGCAAUCAAACCCACCAGACAGAAGACUAAGGAUGAUGAAUAUAUUGCGGAUACAAUUUAGAUCUUCUCAAAAGCAACCUGAAUAUGCUCAUGUGGACACAUCAGUAAAGUGACCAGUUAAAGGGGUGAUAGAAUGAUUAUAUAGGGUAUUUUACACUGUUCCUUAAGGUCUCCUAAUGGGGUA
Messenger RNA from Perca flavescens (yellow perch), 1821 nucleotides. Its product is annotated as CD209 antigen-like protein C. Lineage: Eukaryota; Metazoa; Chordata; Actinopteri; Perciformes; Percidae. Bases 855 to 1634 code for a protein of 259 amino acids. The transcript has 6 exons. The record is from RefSeq and is a predicted model, not a curated record.